Lindgomyces ingoldianus is the source of this 651-nucleotide messenger RNA. RefSeq lists its product as uncharacterized. The coding region runs from base 1 to 651 and encodes 216 amino acids. The record is from RefSeq and is a predicted model, not a curated record. The transcript has a single exon. Lineage: Eukaryota; Fungi; Ascomycota; Dothideomycetes; Pleosporales; Lindgomycetaceae.
AUGGAAGACCUCAGCACCCCAUACCCUUCCACUUGGCCCCCAGUCUCCAAGGGGACAGAAUCAAAGCAACACCCCUCCCCAGGGCACAAUGCAGCCAUGCGAGCACUCAUCGCGCCAUGGGCUAGAACCCGUCCACCACCGCCAGGAUGCCAGGCCGUAAUGGCUUCCAGCUGGUCUCGAUUCUCCCCCGGCGACAGUAGGAGCAAACCGGUCGAUGAAAUGAAGACCUCGGUCCUGUGGGCUCCAAGGGGCACUACUCCAGGCUACAAUCCGCCCAUAGCCGAAUGGUUCGACUACUUGGGCGUUGAGAAACCAGACCAAGUGCCUUGCGGACGACCAGACAACCAACGAAACUGCCGACGCAGCCCCCGACGAAGCCGAUCCAACUCCAGGAGUUCAUGGUCGACGGAGAGCUCGGUAUCCAGCCUUGGAUUGGAACCAGAGCCUAUUGCAUUCAAGAAGGUAGCGGUAAAGGUGGCGGCUAGAGCAUCAUUGCUGACGGAGUCAUUCAAAUCAACACCUGCAGCUGGAGCUGGUCUCCAGCGGUCCGUGAGCCCAGCGGUGGUCCUGAGGGGAGGGUUCAGAGAGGAGACGCUGAGCGCAUCGAUGCUGCCGUUGGCCUUUGAUCCAGACAGUGAUGAAGAUGAGUGA